Messenger RNA from Notothenia coriiceps (black rockcod), 2694 nucleotides. Its product is annotated as unconventional myosin-IXa-like. The transcript has 2 exons. The coding region runs from base 73 to 582 and encodes 169 amino acids. The record is from RefSeq and is a predicted model, not a curated record. NCBI's taxonomy places the organism in Eukaryota, Metazoa, Chordata, Actinopteri, Perciformes, Nototheniidae.
UGUGUGUGUGUGUGUGUGUGUGUGUGUGUGUGUGUGUGUGUGUGUGUGCGCAGGGAGGAGCUGACAUAUGAGAUGUUGAUCCUGGAGCCGCGGACGUCUGAUGAUGAAACUCCUGAAUCUGAAGCCUCCAUCGGCACAGCGGACAGCUCGGAGAACAUCACCAUGGAGACGGAAGGAGCCACAUCAGACCCCUUUGAGCGUGGCCCUUAUCACGGCAGAAAGUCGGAGUCAAAAAGCCGCCGAGCUUUACGCCGUCAGCCCGACUCCCAGGACUCAGCGGACUCCAUCUCCACCGUCUCCUCCUACCACCCGUCCUCCUCUCUGUCCUCCAACGCCUCCGGCUCGCCCUCCCCUCACUACCGCUUCCGCUCCUCCUCCUCCGGGCCCCUGCUCUCCUCCUGCGGGCUGGGGGCCCCGUUGGCAGAAACCGAGGGAGGCCAAGGAGCCGCCAAGAGCCGCCACCGGAUCCGUCUGAGUCGCAGCUCGCCUCGGGAACCCUCGGGGGGGAUAAGGAGGGACUCUGACUUCGGCUCGGGGCCACAGCAGCUGGUUCUGUACGGCAGCAACGAGUUCAUGGUGUGAAGACGAGGAGGAGGAGGGGAGGGGCCGCUGAGGUUACAAGUGUAGGACAUGAGGAAGGGGAGGGAUAUGUGCUCUGUGUCGCCUCCUAAUGCUUCCUCUUCUUCUCCAGAGUCAGAGCAGGAAGAUGUGGGGAUGAAAAAGGACUGGAAAUAUGUAAAAGAGGGACAAAAAGACAGGGGAUGAUUCUUCACAUCUGGAAGCGAGUGAAGACAUGUCUCGGUCCGAGGAAAGAGACCAUUGAGGAAAAACCCACACCUGCAGAAGCCAAAUCUUACAGAGCCCCAUCUUAAUGUUUUAGCAUGUGGGCAGGUGGAGAAGAGAUGUAGCCAUACUGACUGACCUGGCUUUGUCUGUACCCAGCGCCAAGUUAGUCUGCUUUUCACGUUUACACAGAACACACAGGCUGCAUGCAUCUCCAUCAUCACUUUCUCCUCCGUCAGUUUGAAGAGACUGUACAGAAAUAUGUUACAUUAUUAUUAUUAUUAUUAUUAUUAUUAUUAUUAAAGAGGGAAAAUAUGUACAGAGAAAGAAACUCCAAUGCUGCUCCGUGGUUGUUCAUUGUUUAAUAUUUCUACUUCCUGUUUUCUAUUUGACAAAGUGAAGUGUCAGGAAUCCAGGUUCCACUUUUGUUUCUGUGCUGGGUGUUUUGCUCGGUUUACCGUCAUUUGAGUUCUUUCUCUUUUCCUGUUACACAAUGAACAGAGCCAGCGUUGGGUGUCCUCGGGUCGUACUCUGGAGAAAUAAUAAUAGAAGGAAAAGCUGUGGGUGUGCGCUCUCAGAGAUACGAGUCUGGUGGUGUCACGUUUACUUUACCGGAUGUGUCAAAUGUCAAUCAGCCAUAAGUGUGUUGUAUCUGCGAGCCUUCUGUUUCCCCUUCUGUUUUACUCAGAAGCAUCAGUGUUACUACGUCAGGACUUGAAUUUUUUUUUUGUAUCCAUCUAUAUAAAUAUAUAUGUUAUUGCUGUAUUAUAGGUGUUGUUAUUGAUAUCAAAGAUGUCAUUUGUUUGUUGUCAAUAUUGUUUAUUUUUGUUCAGAUGAAAGCCAUUUUUUCGUGUGUGUGUGUGUGUGUGUGUGUGUGUGUGUGUGUGUGUGUGUGUAAUUCCUUCCUCUGUAUCAAUGCCCACUUUGUGUAGUCUUCAUUACACACACACACACACACACACACACACACACACACACACUAGUGUUUCCCCUAAACAUGUUGACUUGCUAAAGUGAAAAUGACUUUAGGUGACACUAACUCUGACUUAUGAAAUCUUUAAUAAGUCUAAGAUUCGUUGCACGCUUUCAUACCGUCCAUGAUGUCCUCCGAGCCACCCAGAAUACUCUUCUUCUUCUUCUUCUCUUUCUGUUUCUUCUACUUCUUCCUCUUCUUCUUCCUCCAUCCUAUUCUCUCGCCGCUCUGGCUGUGAAAAGUAGCAUUAUUUACUCUUGCCUGUUAACCAGACACAAACAAGUAGCAACUAACUCAGACCGCCCCCGUCUUUCUGCAUAUUCUAACUGUGUAAUAUUCCUUGUUUGGGGCACACUCAGUAGCUUAACAGCAAAGAUGUCUCCGUACUUUAGUUGCAAUAUCUCUCCUUGCUUGCAGCGCCUGUGAUUCGAUGCUUUUGAGCAGCAUUUGCUCGGAUCUCGCAACACAGUCAGUGUUAAACAAGUCCUCCUUGAAGCUGGACGUCUCUUUGAAGACCGUGCUGAUCUCCGUUUUAAUGCAAGUGUGUUGUCUUUUUACAACAUUAAACUGUAGACCUGUAAAGAUAGAAAAAAAACUGUUUCAGAGGUGAGCUGAAAGGACAGUUCCAAAUAUCUUUGAGCUGGUAUUUAAUGGGAUGGAAACAUGUCCAGGCUGUUAAUAUGGCAACAACAAAAAAAAGUGAAUGUACCUGUCACUGGAAAGCAUGCUCUGCUUUCUCUGGUUGUUUUUGUUCCUCUUUUAUACACAGUGUAUGUACUAUUUAUGAUCAUGCUUUUGGGGUGUACAUUGGUUUAAAAGAAUCUGUUAUAAAAGGUGUUAUAAAAGGAUAUAUUAUCCUGUGUACGGUUCAUUAUCUACUAUUAAUCAUGGCAACAUUUUAACAGGCCGCACUAGGUCUGUCAUGUUUGUGCUACGAA